GACCGUCUGCUGCUACCGUGACAAGUUUUUGGUGUCGUAUAAGAAUUUUGAAUGAAAAUAAUAUCCGCUGUGCGGACACAAGUGGUGCGAAGUGCGAAUGCAAAUUGCGUUCACUUAAAUGUGCUAAUAGUUUUAACCAUUCAGUAACCAACGAAAAGCUAUAUUUUUAGUGCGUCAUUUUGCGCGCGUAUCCGUUUCCAUGACGAUACAUUUCUAGCAGAUGAAAUGCCUUCGUUUGUGCGUCCCAAAGGCUCGAAUCCUAGCAGGAGUCCAGCUGUCACCCCAAUGUCUGAAAGACAACAAUUGGCGCUUCUGAUGCAAAUGACUUCUCCAAAUACUGAUGCUGGCUCCAGGAGUCCAUCAAGCGCUAGAUCAAGGGACAGAAAUGAGAGAGGUGAGACGCCCUUGCACCUGGCUGCAAUCAAAGGGGAUGUGGAGCAAGUAUCCAGGUUGCUGGGACACAGGGCUGAUCCAAAUGUAGCUGACUUUGCAGGUUGGACACCUUUGCACGAAGCUUGCAACCAUGGUUGGUAUGAAGUUGCCUUUCGCUUAGUCCAGGCUGGAGCCAGUGUCAAUGCAAAAGGACUGGACAAUGAGACACCAUUGCACGAUGCAGCUAUUAAUGGACAUAUGAAGUUGGUGAAGUUGCUUGUGGAAAAGGGUGCUGAUGUCCAUGCAAAGAACGCCAAGGGCAAAACACCUGUGGAUGUAGCCGCUCCUGCUGUUGUAUCUCUCCUCAAUCCGUCGAUGCCUGUAAAUGAAUCGAGUGUUUCGUCGCGUUUGCAGCCUCGUUCGAGGGAUGAGAAAAAAGUUACAGACGCAAGCAAUAAAAAGCAAUCCGGCGACGAAACCAUGGAGGGACCAAAACCUAAUGAAGAUGUGUACGAAUUCAAGGCGGCUAAAGAGACCGAAUCUCCUGAUCAUGCUAAGUCAUCAGUUGACGGUGAUCAAGAAAACGUAGAAUCUGCCGAUCAGCCGCCCGGUUCUAAUCAGAAUCAAACCGAUGAUAAUAAGAGGAGUUUCAAUGAGAUGAAUGAGCCUCUGGAGGAAACGGAUGAAGAGAAUAAAAGGAAAAAAAGGAAAGAGGAUGUUAAUAAAGACAGCAACAUCAAGGGAGGAAAUCAGCAGAGGACAGCCGCUCAAAAUAAAGGGCAGAACAGUAAAGCUGCAUCGGGGAACAAAGCGGGAGCCGUGAAUGUGAGUAAAACUGCGGAUAGAAAGAGUCCUGUGGAUAGUCCGAAACCGGCGAAUGCUAGUAGCGAUGCCGAAUUGGAGGAUGGGAAAACUGAUCUGAAGGUUCCACCGUUAAAGAUUGUAAUUCCGCAAAGUACAGCCAGUGAGCAGGAAUCAGGGCAGAGCAGGAAUGGAAAAAGCAGUUCUCAGAGAUCACAUCAAGCUUUGCCGUACGUCGUACCUAGCAACAGCGAAGGAGAGAAAGAAGGAAACAGCGGCAACAACAGCCCCACGGACGCCGGCGGCAACAAAGAGGACAAAAAAGAAGGGAACGUCGGUAAUGGAGGAGAUGACCAGCGAACAAGUGGUCAUCAUCAACGAGUGUUGCGCAGCUCGCAUCGUUCCGGUACGCAGGGGAGUGCAGACAGAAGCAGCAACAAUUCCAGUCCGCAGUUGCAACGAUCCCAUUCCCCAUCACCUUCCGCAUCCCCUGCAGCAACUUCAACAGCCAGUGCUACCAACGUGAAUAAUGAUUUACCGGUUACCAAUAGUGGUGCGCAGUCAGGUUCUUCAGCUACUUCUGCAAAAUCCUCUGACAUACAGCAACCCUCUGCUAACAGCGACACGGAACCUUCAACUUCUUCAGGCGGUUCGUCGUCAACAACGGCGGCUUCAACCCCCGCUCCAGUUGAACUGCAUCCUCGAAAAAGGAAGAUGAGACCCAACAAAGAUGCCUCCAUAGUAGCCCAAAGUCAUGACCCCCCAGAACAACCCGCAAUAUCCGAAGUACAUCCCCAUGAACAACCCAUCACAAAUUGCUACCAAUUAUUUCUGAACAUUCGUACACAGAUUGCUAGAAGGAGGAAGGGUCUAUUUCCUGUGCAGCCUAAGCCGCCCCAGGGAUUUAAGGAUUAUUUAAUGAAUCGCUGCACUUACGUUUUAGCUGGUACCUCGCCGACAUCUCCGAACAUAACGUACCCUAUUAGUCUCCAAGCUCAGUUAAAAGAUCUUUUUGGUGAGCAGGAGAAAGAAAGAUACAAACUACGAAUGCAGCACGUAAUCGAGAAGGAAAAGUUAGUGCUAAGUGUGGAGCAGGAGAUUCUGCGGGUGCACGGACGAGCCGCCAGAGCUCUGGCUAAUCAAGCACUGCCGUUUUCUGUCUGCACCAUUUUGAAGGACGAAGAAGUUUAUAAUUUGAUUACUCCAGAGCAGGAAGAGAAAGAUCGUAAUGCUAGAUCACGUUAUAACGGACGGCUUUUCCUUAGUUGGUUACAAGAUGUUGAUGACAAAUGGGAGAAGAUUAAAGAACAUAUGUUGUUAAGACAUCACAACGAAGCUGAAUCGUUGUACGCAGUACAGAAGAUGGAUUGGGAAUGGAAAAUGAAGGAGCUAUCAUUAUGCGACGCGAAAACAGUACCCAAGAUUGAAGAAACGCACGUUCCGAUGGUGCACGUUAGCGACGAUUUUGAUCUCUUACCUGCUUAAAUGGUGUUUAACUUUAUACAUACUGAAUAUGUAUAUAACAAUAAGAAAGAAAGUGAUAUAGUCUAAUAUAAUGUAUAUU
Molecule: messenger RNA, 2737 nt
Organism: Nicrophorus vespilloides
Lineage: Eukaryota; Metazoa; Arthropoda; Insecta; Coleoptera; Silphidae
Product: ankyrin repeat domain-containing protein 12
Exons: 6
Coding region: 226-2658 (810 amino acids)
Cellular component (GO): nucleoplasm
Molecular function (GO): protein binding
Source: RefSeq, a predicted model, not a curated record